CUCUUCCGCUUGAUGCCUGAUGUUGCUUGCAAGUGCAUUUCUUUGCAGAAAGGAAAAGGAAUGCGAAUUUCGGUUGUAAUAGCCCGCUUAGGAAGUCGGAGGAAAAAAGACGAAUUGUGCUUGUCUGUCUGUGUUGCCCCUCUACUUGUUCGGUUGUACUUUUGUAGUGUCUGUGCAUGCAAUUAUAAACUCAAACAUCUUUGUUCCCAUGGCUUUUUUGAUUCGCGGUCGUGAUGUUUUAUUUUAGGGUGAACCAAAAGAAACACCCUUGGAACAAAGUUUAUACGGAUUCCUUGUACAAAGAGAAAACUCAUCUUCCCAAAGUUGUUUGUUACAGCAUUUCUGCCCACAAGGUCGUUCUCACCAGGAGUCCAAGAUGCGGCAAUUGCUUUCCGUCCGUCUUGCCCAGCGGCCAUUCUCCUGGGGUCGGAAAGUUAAAACCAAAGGCGUGCGCAUUUUCAAGGCCUCUACCUCGGAUCAUCCGAUACCCCAUGCAGAAGGUGGAGUUGCGCCCUUCGCAAUCGCCCCGUCGACGUCCACUGGUAAAAGGUCGGGCACUAGCAAAGAUACAAAAAAGCUUGUAGAAGGUACGGCACACGAUGUGGCUCUCCCGAGCACAACUGCAACUGGAGAUGAAGACGCGACCAGCCUGGCGCCGACGCAGCAGGAUGGGCGCAGGGCAAGUUGUAAAAUCGGUGCUAGGACUGGGGACAUCACUAUCACAGAGGCGGCUCCUGGAAUGAUGAAAAUAAUCAAACCUACAGCAAAACGACCUCCCACCUCCGCGGCCUCAAACGCUCAGAUCCGGGAAGUUUCCCGCAUGUCGCCGACCCAGGUGAGGAAUGUGUUACUGGCUGCCGCGUCGAACGAAUGUGUGGACGCCCGACUGUGGAAUGCCGCUCUGAGCAGGCUCUCCUCCAUGGAUAACAUUUUGUACUUUGACGCAAUCGGAAUUCUCAAGGCCUACACGGUUUUCUUGCAGCUGCUGCAGGAGCAUGAUCAAGCGCGGGAGGGUAGUUCUGGCGCUGUGUCGUCAACGACGAGGAGCUGCACCUCAGCAGCAGGAGCAGUAGGAGCAUCAUCGUCAACAACAACUUCGGGACGAGAUUUUCUUGAUACAGCAGCAGAUGAUCACCAACAAGAUCUUCAGUGUCUUCCAAAAAUCCAACCAGCGGAGCACGAUCUGUUUCAGAAGCUUUUCGACGACAUUUGCUCCCAAGCGAGCCGGUUGGCCGUCCCGCACAUCUUGCAGACGUUGGAAGUCUGCGAGCGGCUCGAGCUGCGGCCGCGGGUUUUGUACGUGGAACUGUUUCACCACUUGAUUCGCCUGAUGCCGGCCAUGUAUGCGGAGGAGCUGGUGCAAGCGGUGCAGGUGUUGGCGAGGCUGAAUCUCCAGAACGAUCAGCUCCAGUCGGAAAUCAUGACGUACGUACUUCACCACGAGCGGGAGUUUCGGUUUUUGCACCUCUGCAGUUUGCAAUGCUGCUUGACGAUUUUGAAUCGCACAACUACCACCAGUGCGUCGCGGAUGAGUUGGGGACAAAACGUUGCAAGAACUUCCACACCUCCGGCGUCGACGCAACAAUCGGAAGACGACCGUUCAGCACAGCCGGCCAGAAGUGGUACUUCGAGUUCUAGAGCAGGAGCCGAAAAGAUGUUCCUACAAUCUUCCAAAGUUCCGGAAAUUUUGGAAAAACGGGCUCUCUACGAGGCUUCCUGUCUCACUUUGGAAGAGAUCUACGAGUGUCUCUGUAAGUUUCCGGAGAUGGCGUUCAGCUCGAAGAAGUUUGAAGAGUUACUCUGGACGGAAUUCGAAGCCCGUUUAGGCACCGAAGUCCGCGAUACGGAGGACGUGGACUGUUUCGCCCACCCCAUGGCGGUGCUGCGUAUGUUGUAUGCACAAGGCAGAGGAGGGCUACUUUAUACGGCAGCUGACAGGACGAGUUCUUACACGAUGAACCCAAACGACAAAAACGAUGAGAAAACCACGACCUGUAGUCACGUUCUCAGAGCCUUCAGUAUCCCACAGAAAAAAGCUGGCAGAUCACAUUUGUAAUGCAAAAAUAAAUACACAAAAAAAUCAAAAUCUGCAUUGCGUAUCCUAAACAGCAUGCUAUGAGGCCGCCCGUGACAGAUUUUUCUGUGUAUUUAUUUCUGCAUUGCCCCGUUGCUCUGUGUAUUUGCCCCGUUGCUCGCUCUUGGUGGGAGGUGGUUGAGCUUGCUUCGGGAUGAGUAGCCGGAGUUGAAUUGGCUCAUUGCCUUUUCAUUUGUGAAUUCGAGGGCAGUGGUUGGCAGAGGUUGUGCGGGAUAUUCAGUUUUUGUUAUCCCGGGACAUUUGUGCUCCUUACCCACUUCCUCAUUUCCUGGUUGACCAGUUGGUAUGGUCGACUAUAGGUGCCACCCUCGUUUCUCACCUCCAGGGGCCCUGGGCUCACCUCACCAGUGAUGUUUCACUUGGUGGAAGUUGACAGGGUUCUACGAGCUAUUUUGGGUGUCUAUUGUCUAUUUAUUUCUGCAUUACAAACAUGCCCUGCCAGCUUUUUUCUGUGGGAUAUUCAGCCAGUGGGCACACGACGCCUCGUACCGGCCGGACAUAUCAAGUGCAAAAAUGUCUGGGUCUGGAAGGAUGUAACUUGUGAUGCGCAUUUCAGAACACACAAAAAUCUCUGAUGCAUAGGCAGCAAAAGCUGCUCGCUUUCUGUCCCCAAAAUGGGGGACUUGUCAUGCGGAUUCGGUAUUUCGAAAGCUUCUCGAAACCUGUGAUGCUAGAGCUUCCAUGCAAGACCUUCUGUGUCAUGCAGAAACAGCAUGACUCUUCCAGACCCAGACAUUUUUACAUUUGAUAGGACACCUUGUCAAACAAAAACAGACGACCAACCAGUCGGGAUCUUAUUUUUUUGCAAAGGAUCGCGCAGGAAGCCGAGGCACAGCUUGUCGUGACGGCGCGAACGACAUGUGUGUCUCUGCAUCUUCAUGCUGAAGAAGAUCAUGAUCAUCAGCAGGCGCGGCAUCAAGUGGGUACACCUACACGUACACCUCAGGCUGCGGAGCAAAUGAAAAUAAAUUCAACACAGCAGUCCACACCGGACCCGCUGACGGCGAAACCAAUGCAGACCAUGGGCAGAACCCCGAACCCCGCAAAGAAAUUCGUGAACAAGUGUAAAAGUUUUGUUUGGCACAAUUGUUCAACAGUUGUUGCACAAGAACCUGAUGACCCACAGCAAGUGUCAAAUGAUGUUGGCGAAAGGUUAACAGACACCAUCCGUGCUUCGUUUUCUUCUGCCGCGGCCAAUCUCGGUCUUGCUGGUGGAGGUUUGACAAGGAAUACACCAACUCCUGCUAGUACUAUUAGGACCACCAGCAACCACAGUACUCGUUCCGCCACCCAGCUGUGCGCGCUGGCGAUCCGAAACUUUUUGGCGAGCAAGGGCGGCAGACAGCAGACGCACCUGAAGAAGCGGCCUAUUGACUACAGAAAGGGGCGGAACUACUGGAAACAGGACGACCCGCUGGUGGAUUCGGCGACGGGUGAGAGGGUGAAGAAAUUGAAAAAACUAGUAGAAGCAGCUCCUGCCAAAGUACAACUAGAUCCUGCUGGCGGCGCUCUUUAUCCUGGUGUAGAAGUAGUACGGGGGCCGCGAGUUCCUUCGCCAGAACAAACCCUCGCAGCUUCAUCCGUCCGCAGCAUUGACCGCAAUGGGCAGAGUCGGCCUGAAUUAAGUCACUUCGUGGCCUCUUCUGACUGGAACCACUUGGCGCGCAACGAUCAGGAGAAGUACUCAAAGAACUACACGACCGGGUGCGGGCGUCGCCAUCUUCGUCAGGAGAGGUGGUCCACGAGUAGGAAACUUUUAUCGAGUGUUGCUGCAGGAAAGAAUACGAAUGCCUGCGAGAUGAAGAUAACCAACAGGGAUAAUUCUCGUAAUAUGUCAUUCGAUGACGGGAAUCCCAUUCCAGUACUGUCAAGAGAUGGGGAUCUUAACGAGGAACAACACGCGGCAGCUGUGCAAGGAAAUCGCGAUGAGAACAAGAAGUCUUCUACUACGUUCCCACCAUCUUCUGGCGGAUCAUUGCUUCACCAAGGGAUGAGCCAGAGCGAGAGCCUCGAGCAGUUAUUGGACCGUGUAGCAGCAUCGACCGCGUCGAAUAGCGCAGCGGCCACUGUCGUAACUCCGCUCACAAGAACCACAACCGCCACAGGCUCGUCGCCCGCUGCUGCUCAUAAGAACCAGAACGAAAUUCCGACCAGGCAAGAACUUCGGCUGGAUGAUUUGUUGGCCUCUUCAUCUACUUCCCAGGAGACCCGCGACCGAGUUGCAGGACGAGAAAGGGACCUGGAUGUUGCAGUAGAGCGACAGGAGAAAAAAUCGCAUCUGCAUACGACAGGCGAGAACCGCUACCGGCGGACCGGUGAUUAUUAUGACAGUAAGGGAGAUGUAGUUGAUGAACAAGAUGAACAAGACCAGCAGACUUCUUAUUUCGACGACCUCGACGCACAACUGAGCGCUUUUCUCAACAACGACCCUGACGGAGUUCAUGAUCUCUCUCGGGAGAAUGGCUCAACGCGAUCAUUGCGCACCACUACACCCUUUCGCCUCACCUCUGCCGUCCGCGAGCGUAUCCGAAAUGACAGAGAGCAUCACUUAACAUCCACCUCAAGUUGUCAUGCCUUUUUUGCAUGAGUUAGAGUUUGCGUUUGUUGACCUUGAGCAUUAUUUUACCUGUUCCACGAGACGUUCUUACAUUUUUCCUUUUUGAGGGCGAUGUAGUUGGUGCAGCACCAGAUUUUCCCUACCAUAGAGAGCACCCCGUAUCUGAGCACCCAAAUGCUCGACUACAUUCGCAAGACGGACAGUCACCCCGCGAUCCGCUACCGGAGCGGCCAGUAUAUUCUGCGUCGCGGUCCUAUCCACAGAAAAAAACCCAUCUCUAUCCAAUUUGUCACGCAAAACAUGCUUGAAGUCCUGCGUUUGUCAUGUAAAAAAUGGAUGGGGAAAGAUGGGUUUUUUUCUUUGGAUAGGUCCGGAGCCGCGGCGAGACGAGCGGAACCCGCUGCACUACUUGACCCGAGCGACUGGCCAGGACCACACCGCCAGCGAGGACGCGCUAAUGUGGGAUUUCGCGCAGCAGAAAUUUACCUAUCAGGUGGUCGAGGACACGGACCGCCAGCGGCGGCGGAAGAAGUACAAAAAGCGCCCCUACCCGGCGUACUUGAUGGGCGGCGAAGUGGAUCCGAAGUUGCACCCGCACCUGCUCGUGCGCCCCUUCUGCAACGGGGCCAUGACCACGUACUAUACCAAACUGAAGGGCCCGAAAAAGAACAACAUUCAGGCGAAGUGACGCAAUUAAUCAUAUUAACAUGAUGAUGUGCAGCGGACUUUUUUCAUUCUGAUCGCGAUACACUUUUUGAUGCAGUUGCGGCUGAAUUACAAUUUACUUUUACUAACUGUGCCAAUAAAAACAGGACUAGAAAGCAAAGCAGUCGUUUUCGCAAAAUAAUGAUGCUGGGUCUGAUAGUGUUCCAGAAAGUACUAGGUGG
Molecule: messenger RNA, 5539 nt
Organism: Amoebophrya sp. A120
Lineage: Eukaryota; Dinophyceae; Syndiniales; Amoebophryaceae
Source: the annotation of a GenBank genome assembly